Molecule: messenger RNA, 2054 nt
Organism: Durusdinium trenchii
Lineage: Eukaryota; Dinophyceae; Suessiales; Symbiodiniaceae
Source: the annotation of a GenBank genome assembly
CAUAGUCUUAGUCAUCUGGGGGGGAAUUGGUGAGAAACUCCAGAUGCCUGGACCUGAGGAUUCGGGUGGCGACCCGUAGCAACACGAGAGUCAGGGUCCGCGUCGUCGGAUCCGAGAUCCAUUUCGUACAGGGUUCCACCAAGACCUCUGCAGUGAAAUGGGAGGAUCGGAACCAAAGUGUCACACGGUACCGUGGAAACGGAGCGUUCGGAAUGGAGGUUUUUGGGUGAGGGAGCCCCCCAUCGUUCCAUGCUGAGUGCUUUGCUCGGGUGGUUCGUUGCUUCGUUUGGAGGCAGCAUGUCGCUGAUGAGAAAGCUGGGAAGACCAGAGAACCAAACCCUUCAAGAGCUGACGAUGCAGCAAACUCGCCCUUGCGCACGCUUCAGAACGUGACAGCUAAACACAUAAGGUCAUCAGGCUGAUCCGCGUGACUUGCCCUGUUCACCAGCUCAUUUGAGCUUCUCAAAUUACCCAACGCGCUUGCUUGUCCAGCUUUGUGCGUAUUUUUGCGAGAUGGGACUUGGAAUGUCCGCCAGCGCUCCAAUUGAGGUCCCCACACUCCAAUUCACGGUGAAGGCUGACUGUCCAGCUUUAAGCAAAGGUCCUGUGAAGCUCAAAGUGCUGCACAGUACGGGUCGCUUUGGCAUCAAGAUCGUGCGGAUCUGUGGCAAGGCAAAGGACCGCACCUUUCAGUACCCCAUUCGCGACUAUCCAGAUGCUGAAGACGAACUCGAUGAAGGCUAUGACUGUUGGAUGAUGCCUCACCUUUUGAACAGUGUGGAACUCACGGACGAAGCUGGUCGUGGAGCUUCACGACUUCUGCAAGCUUAUGAGCACAUUUACCAGAUUGAUCCCAAGACCAAGCGUAUUUGCGUGCAAGAAGGAGGACAUGAAGGGCUGAUGGAGUUCAUGCAUGAGCUUGACCUGCAAGAGGAGGACUUAACGUGCGACUUCCUACCUGCCCGGCCAAUUCCAUACACAUCUUCCAGGGCUGCCUCCAUUUGCACAGAACCCUUUGCUGAGAACCUAGUGCUGCACCUAAGGAAACUCUAUUGGAUGAGCGCGUGUCAACCAGCCUUGGAAUCCAUUUUCCAACACUUGGGCAUGUUGGAAGAGAGGAAGCUUGGGCUAAGGGUGCUGAACAUGAGGCACAACUUCAAGAUCAGUCCCAUCGCAGUGGUACAUGGCGGUCGUGAAACUUUGGGUUGGUGGGACCUCCCAGAGAAGACCACCACCAUUCUCUGUCCGGGUGACCGGCUGAUUUUCUUGGUGCCCUCCCAUGAAUUGGCAGAUGCCGACUUCAAGAACAGCAUUGAACGCUUGAAUUGUGACCUUUCGCCAACGACUGGCACCUCGGAGCAAUCCUUGGAAGAUGGAGAUCUCUCUGGCUUCUCCAUGGUCAAGCCUGUCAAGCCUCGACAGAAGUCCGCGGGUCGCAAACCCCGGCGCUCGACAGGUAAAAUGAAGAAACUCAAGAAACAGAUUCUAAGAAAGUGGCUAGAGGUGGUGAGGCAAGGGCGGGAUGUUCUUAGCAUACCAGCCACGGACUUGCAGGAAAACGAAUCGAAUUUGCAUGCACACUUCCAGCCAUGAAUCAGCAAUGUCGCCCACAGCGAACCUUGAGGAGCUCGACUUGGCCGCAAGACUAGGCCAGGUGUGCACGUCAAUUUUUGGACUGCUUCAAGCCCAGCUUGAUGCCAAUUAACACCUCCAAGCGCUUUGCAUCUCAUGUUUGCCCGUCCUUUUUCCCUGAAUUGCAGCCCUUCUGCGUACCUGAGGACGCGUGCACUGGUUGAAAACAUUUUGAAAACUGCAGUGGCAACUCCUUCAGGUAGCACCUUCUGUGAUGCCGCACCAGUCGCUGCACAGGUUUGUAGUGGUCGUACCAGUCGUGCCACCGUGGCGGGUGAACGCUGCCGCUUUGGAAAACCGGUGAUGGACGCAGGGUCUGCGGGGUCCUGGGGUCUAGAGCGGUGCAGUUUGUUGGACGAAGACUUGAUUUCGUUCCAUCGAACAUGAUCACUUGAUUUGGUAUCCUGAAAGCUGGGAAAGCC